Messenger RNA from Rhinichthys klamathensis goyatoka, 2176 nucleotides. RefSeq names its product kinesin light chain 3 (gene klc3). The coding region runs from base 252 to 1793 and encodes 513 amino acids. Gene Ontology annotation, biological process: axo-dendritic transport. The transcript has 14 exons. The record is from RefSeq and is a predicted model, not a curated record. Lineage: Eukaryota; Metazoa; Chordata; Actinopteri; Cypriniformes; Leuciscidae. Gene Ontology annotation, cellular component: kinesin complex; cytoplasm; membrane-bounded organelle. Gene Ontology annotation, molecular function: kinesin binding.
CGCAGCCGCCGUACAUGGUGUGAACUGACGGAUCAGGUAAGCGCUGUUAAUUCAGCCUGUCUGCGACGCAACAACAGGUGAAUGAAUGACCGCGACGGAGGCUGUACUCAUUUAUCGCCACAACAUCAAGGAAAUAAAGAUGUGAUGUGGAAUAUUUUAGUCGGAAUUGUCUGGCUGUAAAGUUGGGACGCGUCGCAGACACUUGUCCGAGUUACUGCAGGAGAUUGUGAAUUAAGGUACUGAGGUCAGACAUGUUGUCAGGGGAGGAAAUCAUAUGCAGCACCCAGCAGGUCAUCGCAGGGCUGGAAGCUUUGCGUGGAGAGAACCGCACGCUGCUGGACAGCCUGCAGGACACGCUUCAGAGCCAGAAGUCCAGCGAGAGCGGCAGCCUGGAGCAGGAGAAGACCGGCAUCAUUUUAGAGUCUCUGGAGAGGAUUGAGCUGGGCUUAGGAGAGGCACAAGUAAUGAUGGCGCUGUCAGCACACCUGGGCUCCUUGGAGGCAGAGAAGCAGAAGUUGCGUGCUCAGGUGCGGAGGUUGUGCCAGGAGAACCAGUGGCUGAGGGAUGAGCUGGCCCGGGCUCAGCUGCAGCUACAGGAGCGGGAACAGGAAGUGGUUACUUUAGAGGAGCAGAACAGACACCUGCAGUUCAUGAGCAGCAUCCGCAAGUACGACCACGAAGAGCCGCCACUGGAGGAUAAAGAUGCUUCUUCAGGGAAGGAAUCCCUUGAUGAUCUCUUUCCUACUGAAGAAGAGGAGCAAUCACACAUGUCUCGGCCACACAGUAGUGCCGCCGCCGCUGCCCAGCAGGGAGGAUAUGAGAUCCCUGCCCGACUGCGAACGCUCCACAACCUGGUGAUCCAGUACGCCUCUCAGGGCCGCUACGAGGUGGCCGUGCCACUCUGCAAGCAAGCUCUGGAGGACCUGGAGAAAUCCUCGGGCCACAGCCACCCAGAUGUUGCUACCAUGCUCAAUAUCCUGGCUUUAGUGUACAGGGAUCAGAACAAAUACAAGGAAGCGGCCAAUCUCCUGAAUGAUGCAUUGGCCAUCCGCGAGAAGACGCUAGGCAUGGACCAUCCUGCAGUGGCAGCUACUCUGAAUAAUCUGGCCGUGUUGUAUGGAAAAAGGGGGAAGUACAAAGAGGCGGAGCCACUAUGUAAAAGGGCUCUGGAAAUCAGAGAAAAGGUGCUUGGGAUGGAUCACCCCGAUGUAGCCAAGCAGCUGAAUAACUUAGCCCUCCUAUGCCAGAAUCAGGGCAAAUACCAGGAGGUGGAGCAAUACUAUGAACGUGCCCUGCACAUUUACCAGAGCCAGCUGGGUCCUGACGAUGCCAAUGUGGCCAAAACGAAGAACAACCUGGCCUCCUGCUACCUCAAGCAGGGUAAAUACAGGCAAGCUGAGGCUCUUUAUAAAGAGAUUCUGACUCGUGCUCAUGAGAAGGAGUUCGGCUCAGUGGAGGGGGACGGACGACCUGUUUGGAUACAUACAGAGGAGGGAUGCUCUAGACAGGAUGGUCUAGGAAGUCUAAAGCGCAGCGGAUCAUUUACCAAGCUCCGGGAAUCCAUAAGACGAAGCAGCGAAAAACUUGUUCGGAAGCUGAAAGGAGUCGGAACACAAGAAACGACCCCUCGAGCUGCUGGGAUGAAGAGAGCCAAUUCUCUCAAUGUGCUUAAUGUGGGUCUUAAAGAGAAUCAAGAGGCUGCUAUGAAGCCCAAGAGGCUGACAGACACACGGGGUCUGAGUUCCAGCACGCAGAGUUUAGCCCGCCGCUCGUCUCUGGGUGGAGACAGCUAACCUUCAGCCACACACCAGGACACCCUGAAGAGAUGUCAACAUCUGAAUGGUCUGUAAUAACUGCAGAGAUCGUAUUUGAUAAUAAUAUGUGAAAUAGUAUGUGACAAUGAAUGCAGUCUGUCAAAGUGCUCCUGGGAAAAGGAAGCACACUUUGGCUUUACAAAAAGAAGCAGCUUUUUUUUACUUUGUUGAAAUCAGUUUGAUCUCUGUCGUUGUUUUUUAAAGUCAGUUGCAUUAUAAAAAGUCACAGUGAAUUUUAACUUAUUGCAUUCCAAAGCUAAGACCAGAUUGAGGUUUUCCUAGUAAUACUAUCCAAUAUUAAUACAUACUCAUUCCUAUGAUUACUAUAAUUUUACCACAACCUUCAGCAGGAUGCAGUUUUU